UCAUGCGCAAAGCAGCCAGAGUCAUCAGUAUUUACAACGGAUGGAAAUCAGUAUAGAAAAUCAUAUGAAGUCACGACCAUUGAGUUUUAUGGUCACGACCGUGUCAGUGUAAAAUAGUUGUGUUUUGAAAACAGGAAACGUCAUGGCACAUGUGUUAUUGUUAAUUUUGUUUUGAUUAUAACCAAAUAAUCACAGUCAAUGUGCCACACAUGGAAGGACAUUUCUUUCCUUGUUUUCUUUUAUAAAAAUCUUAUAUUACCUUUGUUAAACGCUUGAAACAUUUUAUAAAUAUGCAAAUGUUUGACAGACUGAAGAAAACUGUUACAUCAGUAAUAGGCAAUCCAGUUUGUCGUGAGUAUGAAAUAACAAAUCAAAGAGGAACUUGUGGUCCUGGAGGUUUGUGGAAAAUUUAUGAUGGCCGCAAGAAGUCAACUGGACAGGAAGUAUCUGUGUUUGUUUUUGAGAAGAAAAUUUUGGAAAAAAUUGAUAAAAAGUCAAGUGAACUAAUAUUAGAAGCAAUGAAAUGUGGACCUACAAAUCUUGCUAGACUACGGCAUCCAAGGUUGUUAGUGGUCCAACAUCCUCUUGAAGAAUCAAGGGAUAGUCUGGCUUAUGCUACUGAACCUGUGUUUUCUUCAUUAUCAACCAUCUUGGGUGAUCAUGGAAACUUUGUGUCAGCUGUACCAAAAGAUGUUCAGGAUCAUGAAUUAUAUGAUGUUGAAAAGGUUUAUGGAUUAUACCAGAUAGUUGAAGGAUUAGUUUUUCUUCACCAAGAUGCUAAACGUCUUCAUGGGAACUUAACAACCCAAUCUGUUGUUAUUACAAAGAAUGGUCAGUGGAAGAUUACUGGCUUGUACUUCAGUAAGAUGGCAACAUCUUCUGAUCAACAGUUUCAGGCAUCAUUUAGUUGCCGAGGAUGGGACUCUCAAUUGAAUCCUCUGUGUCAACCUGAGCUGAACUAUACUGCACCAGAACACAUAUUGUCAAGAACAUGCUCAACAUCAGCAGAUUUAUUUUCCUUGGGCAUGUUCAUUUAUGCUGUUUAUAAUGGUGGAAAACCACUGUGUGAUUGUCAGGGUGACAUUUCCAAGUACAAGAAAUUUGUGGAAAAGAUUAGUCAAACUUCCCCGUCUCUUGGUAAUGUUCCUUCAGAUGUUGAAGAACAUGUAAAAUAUUUACUUUCCGUUUCACCAGAAAGGAGACUUGACAUUCACCAACUUUCUAAGGUGCAAUAUUUCGACAACGUUGCAGCUCAAACUCUUCAUUAUUUGGACACAUUGAUGCAAAGGGACAACAUGACCAAGUCACAGUUUUUUAAAAGUUUAUAUAAAAUAAUCUCAAUGCUACCAAAGCGUGUCGUUCUUCAGCGAGUGCUACCUCAUUUAUGUCUUGAAUUCAGUAAUCAUGCCAUGAUUCCUUUUGUUCUUCCCAAUGUCUUACUAAUCGCUGAAAAUUGUUCCAACGAAGAGUAUUUCGAAUUGAUAUUCCCCAAACUUAUUCCCGUUUUGAAAAUUCAAGAGCCCAUUCAGGUUGUACUAAUAUUGCUGAAGAAGAUGGAGCUACUGUUGACAAAAACACCAAAAGAAUCAAUUCAACAUCAUGUCCUGCCGAUGGUAUUUCUCGCACUGGAGGCGCCAUCAGAUCAAGUCCAAGAAUUAGCUUUGACAAUCAUUCCAAAUUUUGCUAAAAUGAUCGAGUAUGCUGCCAUGAAGCACUCCAUUAUUCCAAGAAUCAAAACACUUUGUCUUAAAACAAGUACAUUUUCUGUUCGCGUUAACUGUCUCGUGUGCCUGGGAAAGAUACUAGAGUACUUGGAUAAGUUUCUUAUAAUAGAUGAAAUUUUUCCUCUUUUUCUGGAAGUGCCUAGCCGCGAGCCGGCAGUUUGCAUGGCUAUUUUAGGUAUAUAUAAGCAAACGACAGUACAUAAGAAAUUGAGUCUUGAUAAAGAUUAUAUAGCAAAGUCAGCUCUGCCGUUCUUAUUACCACUGUCAGUAGAACCUGGUCUUAACAUCUCUCAGUUUUCUCAGUUUAUGUCUGUAAUACGUGAAUUGAUAAGCCGUGUUGAAACAGAGCAGAAAGCUAAGUUACAGCAGUUGAAACAAAUGCAAGAGGAGACAAAGUCAUCUCUUGCCUUUGCUCAAGAAGUGCAGGACAGCAAACAAAUGGAUGAUCUCAUGGGCCAAGUCACAAAUUUAUUGUCAACAAGUUCUAGUGCAAAAACUGAAAAGAAAGACGCUUUAAAUUCUGACAACAAAAGUGGAGCUAAUGGAAGUGCGGCAUUCAACAAGUUCUUUGGUUUCACAAAUGAUGGAAACGAAUCUCAGAGCAUCAAAGAACUUCAAGUAAAUCUGAGUGAUACGACUUCAUUGACGCCCGUAAAAUCUCUUAAUUCAAACCAACCGUUGACGCGAAGUGCGGGAACGUCCGCAACCACGAACACAUUUCUUCAUUCAUCAGUAAAUCGAAAUCUCGAUAUGAUAGCUCCUCCGGCCUCUCAAAAUACCAAGUUUAAUGGAUCGGCUAACAACGUUGUAACGCGUAAUUUUCCAACACAAUCAUCCGUCCUUCCAUCGCAGCCUUCUCAACUAGGUUUACGUCCCAGUGGUGUAGGUAACUGGCCAAUGGGUAUGUUUUCUAUGGGUGCUGGUGGAUUGUCAAAUAAUGUAGGAAUGAUGCCUGGAGGCAAUGCCGCGUCAUCGUGGAGACCGAACGCACCUCAACUAGGGAACACUUCAUUUUCUCUGAAUUCCUUGGAAAUUCCGGGAUUUCAGAGCAGCCAGUCACAUACAAAAACCCUCAACCAACUGAAAUCAAUGCAAGGAGUCCAAGGACAAGUUGCAACACAAGUUCGAGGUUCACCUAAAGUUCCUCCAGAGCUUAUGACAACAUCACCAAUGCACCAAUUAUUGACAAUGGGAAAUCAAAAUUCCGGAUCAAAUGCGCCCAUCUACAAUCAGAACUCAGAACAGCAACAAAAUACUGAUUUACUGGAUAUAUUCGGAUAAUAUAGGAUUGAAUAAGGAUACCUUCACGUUCGCGCCCAAUUAGUUUAUAUAUAGGAUUAUUAUUUAAACGAUGAAAAAAUAAUCUCUUGAACUCAUUUUACAAUUCCUAUCUUAAUAACUUUACUACAAUCUAUGGAGAUUCCGGUAUACUAGUUAGAGGUAAACAUUUCUAUUUGGAAAGUUGUCUUUAUGUGAUUUUUCAGUGGUUUUUCUAAACUAUUGAAUUCGCACAAGGGAAGUGUCUAUUACCUGCGAAUAAUUGAAAACUCUUUGAGAGUAUGUAAAGAAUCUAUGUGAGAAUCCGUAAUAUCGAACUUUUGAAGUUCUUAUAACUAAUUUAUAACAAUUGAAAUGAUGCAUAUUAAUUGACCGUAAUUGUUAUUCUGUACAAGCUAAAAUAAAAGAGUUGGUGUUUAAUGA
Molecule: messenger RNA, 3425 nt
Organism: Xenia sp. Carnegie-2017
Lineage: Eukaryota; Metazoa; Cnidaria; Anthozoa; Malacalcyonacea; Xeniidae
Product: SCY1-like protein 2
Exons: 19
Coding region: 291-3005 (904 amino acids)
Biological process (GO): protein phosphorylation
Molecular function (GO): ATP binding; protein kinase activity
Source: RefSeq, a predicted model, not a curated record